This is a messenger RNA of Nymphalis io (European peacock), 6781 nucleotides long. It is a transcript of the gene DNApol-epsilon255, whose product is annotated as DNA polymerase epsilon catalytic subunit 1. Lineage: Eukaryota; Metazoa; Arthropoda; Insecta; Lepidoptera; Nymphalidae. Gene Ontology annotation, cellular component: epsilon DNA polymerase complex; nucleus. The record is from RefSeq and is a predicted model, not a curated record. Bases 63 to 6746 code for a protein of 2227 amino acids. Gene Ontology annotation, molecular function: DNA binding; single-stranded DNA 3'-5' DNA exonuclease activity; nucleotide binding. The transcript has 42 exons. Gene Ontology annotation, biological process: mitotic cell cycle; nucleotide-excision repair, DNA gap filling; DNA replication.
UUCGGCUUUUUAGUAUUUAUUUAAAAUAUGAAUAUUUAUUACUAGACUAAAAAUAAUAAAAAAUGGUACUUCAAAACACGGGCAAAUAUAGAGCUGAUAAGAAUGAUUCGAAUAAAAGAGAUGCGGGACCGUCAUCAGGACCGAGGGAGGAAUCAUCAGAGUCGCGGAUUCGCAUUGCUUUAGAUAAUGAUAGAAUUGAUUCUAAAUAUGGAUUUGAGAGAGUUCGAGAUACGAAAGAGCGUACAGGUUACCUCAUAAAUAUGCACACUGCUGAGAUAUUAGAUGAAGAUAAAAGGCUAGUGGCAGCAAUGGAUUAUUAUUUCAUAGAGAUGGACGGCUCAAGGUUCAAAGUGUCCCUCACAUUUAACCCUUAUUUCUUUGUAAUGGCAAGGAAAGAAUGUGAAAAGGAGGUUAUACAAUACUUAUCCAAGAAAUAUGCGGGGACAAUACAUAAGAUAGAAGUGGUUGAGAAAGAGGAUUUGGAUUUGCUAAAUCAUCUCUCAGGACUAAAGCAACGAUAUAUAAAACUGUCAUUCAUGUCCCAAAACGAGCUGAUGAAAGUUAGAAAGGAAAUAUUGACGGCUGUGAAUAAGAACAAAGAGAGAGAGAAGAAGGAUGCAAUUUACUCAGAAAUGUUGACAAAUGCAUUAACAAGUGCUGCUGCUAUAGAACAUGCAAAGAAAACAACCGAUCACAAAGAAAACAUUUUAGACAUUCGAGAACAUGAUGUUCCUUAUCACGUAAGAGUAUCAAUAGACAUGAAGAUUUUCUGUGGAACAUGGUACACUGUCAAAAGUAGAGGAACAGAAACACCAAUAUUUACAAAAAGAGAAGACAUUCUUGAAAGGCCAGACCCUAUAGUCCUGGCCUUUGACAUAGAAACUACUAAGCUACCACUGAAGUUUCCAGAUUCGCAGACUGAUCAAAUAAUGAUGAUAUCGUACAUGAUAGAUGGUCAGGGUUACUUGAUCACUAAUAGGGAAAUUAUAUCAACAGACGUAGAGGACUUUGAAUACACACCUAAACCAGAGUUUGAAGGGCAAUUUAUAAUUUUUAAUGAGGUCAAUGAGUUGGCCUUGAUACAGAAGUUCUUUGAUCACAUAAUGGAUGUUAAACCACAUAUCUUUGUCACAUAUAACGGUGACUUCUUCGAUUGGCCAUUCGUUGAGGCGAGAGCUGCAAUUCUAGGUCUGGAUAUGAAACAAGAAAUCGGUUUCAGUAAAAUUACCGCUAGAGAUGGUACUUAUGCUUGUCGGCCCGCUAUGCAUAUGGAUUGUUUAUGUUGGGUAAAAAGAGAUUCCUAUCUACCAGUAGGAUCUCAAGGUCUUAAAGCAGUGGCCAAGGCAAAGCUAAGAUAUGACCCAGUGGAACUUGAUCCAGAAGACAUGUGUCGAAUGGCAUCAGAACAACCACAGGUGUUAUCAAAUUAUUCAGUCUCCGAUGCAGUCGCUACGUACUACUUGUAUAUGAAAUACGUCCAUCCGUUUAUAUUCGCCCUCUGUACAAUUAUCCCGUUGGAGCCAGAUGAGGUUCUCCGCAAAGGUUCCGGCACACUGUGCGAAUCUCUACUAAUGGUGGAAGCGUUCCAUGCUAACAUUAUUUUUCCCAACAAGCAAGUGGAGGAACUCAACAAGCUGACCAAUGAUGGACAUGUUCUAGAGACGGAGACGUACGUUGGGGGGCACGUCGAGGCGCUCGAGUCAGGUGUUUUUCGUGCGGAUAUCAAAUGCAAGUUCCGAAUAGUGCCUUCAGCGAUAGACAAAUUGAUGGAGAAUACAGAAAAAACUAUGAAACAUGCCAUCGAAGUUGAGGAAGGGAUACCAUUAGAUUUGGUGACCAACUUCGACGAGAUUUGUGCUGAGAUCAAGUCUAAGUUGCAGCAUAUGAAAGACCACCCUAGACGUGAUGAGAACCCCCUUAUAUACCAUUUGGACGUUGGGGCUAUGUACCCCAACAUUAUUUUAACUAAUAGACUGCAGCCGUCCGCCAUGGUGAGCGCCAGCUCGUGCGCCGUGUGCGACCACAACCGCGCGGGCGCCGACUGCCAGCGGCACAUGGAGUGGCUGUGGCGCGGGGACUUCCUACCAGCGACGAGAAGUGAAUACCAACGCAUCCAACAGCAAUUGGAAACGGAAAAAUUUCCACCGUUGUUCCCGGGAGGGCCGCCGCGGGCCUUCCACGUUUUACCUAAAGAAGAUCAGGCGGCAUAUGAAAAGAAACGUCUUGCGGAUUAUUGUAAAGUUGCGUACAAAAAGACGAAAGUUACAAGGACCGAAGUGCGAACAACGACUAUAUGUCAGAAAGAAAACUCCUUUUAUGUGGAUACGGUCCGAGCUUUUCGUGAUCGUCGUUACGAGUAUAAAGCUUUAAACAAGCAAGCGAAAGCGACGGUAGCGCAGGCAGUGGCCAGCGGAGACGCGGCAGAAAUCAAGGUCGCAAAAAGUCGCGAGGUGCUCUUCGACUCGUUGCAGCUCGCGCACAAGUGCAUCCUCAAUUCCUUCUACGGCUACGUCAUGAGGAGGGGUGCGAGAUGGCACAGUAUGGAGAUGGCGGGCAUCGUGUGCUACACGGGCGCCAACAUCAUCAUGAAGGCUCGCGAGAUUAUAGAGCAAAUCGGCCGCCCUUUGGAGCUCGACACCGAUGGUAUAUGGUGUAUACUGCCGUCAUCUUUUCCCGAGAACGUGACCAUCCAUACCACACAUGCUAAGAAGAAGAAGAUCAACGUGUCGUUCCCCAAUGCCGUGCUCAAUGCUAUGGUUAAAGAUCAUUUCACGAACGAUCAGUAUUACGAGCUGGUGGAUCCAGUUGAAAAGAAAUAUGAGAAACGUGCAGAGAAUUCGAUAUUCUUCGAAGUCGACGGCCCCUACCUCGCCAUGGUGCUGCCCGCUUCCAAGGAAGAAGGGAAGAAGCUUAAGAAACGUUACGCGGUGUUCAACUUUGAUGGCUCAUUGGCUGAAUUAAAAGGUUUCGAAGUGAAGCGUCGAGGUGAACUGCAAUUGAUCAAGAUAUUCCAAUCUUCGGUGUUCGAGGCGUUUCUGAAAGGAAACGACUUGAAGUCUUGCUACGGCGCAGUCGCGAAGGUCGCAGACUACUGGUUGGACGUUUUAUAUAGCAAGGGAUCGAAUAUGCCAGAUUCGGAACUUUUCGAGUUGAUAUCAGAAAAUAGAUCUAUGUCCAAGAAGUUGGAAGACUACGGGGGUCAGAAGUCGACCUCGAUAUCCACCGCGAAGAGGCUGGCCGAGUUUCUGGGAGACCAGAUGGUCAAGGAUGCCGGGUUGGCUUGCAGGUUCAUAAUCUCCCGCAAGCCGGAGGGCGCGCCGGUGACGGAGCGCGCCGUGCCGCUCGCCAUCUUCCAGUCGGCGGCGGGCGUGCGGCGCCACCACCUGCGGCGCUGGCUCAAGGACAGCGCGCUGCCCGACGACGUGGACAUCCGCGACGUGCUGGACUGGCCCUACUACAUCGAGCGCCUCAGCGGCGCCAUCCAGAAGAUCAUCACCAUCCCCGCCGCGCUGCAGGGGCUGGAUAACCCGGUCCCUCGCGUUCAGUACCCCGACUGGUUACACAAGAAGAUGUUGGCGAAGAGCGACAAGUAUAAGACGCGGAAGAUAACCGACAUGUUCACCUCGAUACCGAAGGAGCUCCGCAAAGACGACGACGAUGAGGAAGCGCCAGAGGAUGCUGAAUGCGUAAACACAGAGGUAGACAUAGAAGACAUAGGCAAAGAAGUGCCCGAGACGACAGCCAUCCGUCCGAUAGUCCACAGCGUCAAACGCAAGAGGGAUGAAUCUCCUGUCAAAGAAGCCACCACAUGGAGGGAAGCUUUAGGGCCCCCUCCGCCUUUUGGAAAUACCAAGGAAGAACGAAGGGCGUGGAUAGUAUUCCAGAAAAAGAAAUGGAUGUGGCAAAUGGAACAGCGUGGGUACAACAAACGGAAUAAACGAGGUAGAGUAGACAAAGACGCCACGUCAUCAAAUGUGAUGACGAGAAAUGUCGGGCCCUCUAAUACAUUGGGUGGUUUUAUAAGAAGGGCGCAGCGAACUCUUUUGAAUACUCCGUGGCAAAUAAUACAGGUGUCGGAGACGGCGGAGCCGGGCCUGUUCCGGCUGUGGGCGCUGGUGGGCGCCGAGCUGCACGCGGUGCGGCUGGCGGUGCCGCGCACGUUCUACGUCAACCGGCGCGUGGCGCGCGCGGCCGAGCGCGGCGCGCACUGGCGCCGCGUGACGCGCGUGCUGCCGCGCGCCGCGCCCGCGCACCACCUCUACCUCUACUCCGUGCCCGAGCCGCUCUACCGCGAGCGCUGCCAAGAAUUAAUGAGCGAGCUUUCCGCACCAGAAAUAGAAGGUAUAUACGAAACUCAAAUGAGUUUGGAGUUCAGAGUGCUGAUGCAACUCGGAUGUAUUUGUGCCGUUGAUCCGCAGGAAGCGAGAAGAUUGGUUCAAUUUGGUUCAAAUAAUAUGGACACUUUCACACUAAGUCAAUUACAAUUCAAAAGCGUGGCUCAUCAACCCUAUCUUCAAAAACAAGAUGGUGUAUCUCCAAUAAAACAUAUAUUCCUCUACCAACAUUCGGCUUCUAACUCGAGCCGGAGUAUGUGGGCGUUGAUACUGGGACCAAUAAAGAAGGGUUACAUCUUCGUUCUGGACACAGUCAAAACUAACCAAGUACCCAACAUGAACACGUUGUAUUCAGCUGAGCGGACAGCCAAGAUCAACCUGGGCACGGAGGAGAGCUCGCUGCCGGCGGGCUCGCUGUCGUGGGAGGUGUCGGCGGAGACGGAGACGCGCGCGGUGUGCCGCGGCCUGACGCGCGCGCUGCAGCGCUACCGCGACGAGCGCUGCGGGCCCACGCUCGUGGCGCUGCAGAGCGCGCUGUCGCCCGCCGCGCUGCUGGCGCUCAUGCCGGGUCUGUCCGAGUUCCCGCUGGUGCCGCUGCACGUGCGCGACUCGGAGAGCCUGUACGGCACGCUGGACUGGCAGCGCGUGGGCGCUCGCGCGCUGGUGCGGCACUACCUCAACCUGCAGGCCGUGCUCGACCUCACCAUCGAGCAGUGCCGAUACUUCCAUUUGCCUCUGGGCAACACGGCGGCGGACCCCACGCAGUUCGGCGCGGACUUGUUCUUCGCGCGACACCUCGUCAGGCAUAACUUUGUGCUGUGGUGCUCCAGCCUCGAGAGGCCGGACCUGGGCGGCAGGGAGAUUGACGAUAACAGGCUGGUGAGCGAGGCGGAGGAGCGCUCGGGCUGCGCGGCGGGCGCGGCGGGCGCGUACGGCGGCGUGUGCGUGUCGCUGAGCUGCGACGCGCUGGCCGUGUGCGCGCUGCUGCAGGCGCACCACAUCCUGCAGGUGGAGGGCACUAGUGUCGCUACUUCGUUUGGCGCCCAGCAUGCCAACAUUCAAGACGUUAUGGCAUCAACGGGUACUAAUGCAACGGAGACGUACGACGAAACCGCACAAUGUAGCGCCGCCUUUAAAAUCUUAAGAACAAUGAUCGCGUCGUGGCUGAGAGACGUGACAGUGUACAAAAACGUUUUCGCUGACUUCCAGAUCUCACAUUUUUACAGAUGGCUUAAAACCCCAACAUCCCUCCUCUACGACCCGGCGCUCCGUCGCACUCUGUACAACCUGAUGAAGAAGCUGUUCCUCAUGCUGGUAGCGGAGUUCAAGAGACUCGGUUCGCAGAUAGUAUACGCUGAUUUCAACAAGAUCAUACUUCAUACUAAGAAAAAUACAAUCAUGGAUGGCAUCGGUUACGUGGAGUUCGUAGUCCAGAGCAUAAGAAAUAAAGAAUUGUUCCACGGUGUAGACAUUCGCUACAAGCAAUGCUGGUCGUACUUACUGUGGCUGGACGAGGCUAACUACGCGGGGAUUGAGGGAAAAUUACCCUCGGGGCUAGUGGAGGUGGGAUCAUCUCAGGUACCGACGGAAGGCGAAGACGAGGCCGAAGACGAGGGCGCGGUGUCGAUGCACUGGAACCUGUGCCAGUUCGUGCCGGGCGCGGUGCGGGACGCGCUGCAGAGCGCGCUGGGCGCGUUCGUGGCGGCGGCGCACGCGCAGCCCGCCGGCCUGCGCGCGCUGCUCGCGGGCGACAUGGCGCAGAAGCUCUUCCAGAUGACGGAGAAGAUCCAUCGUCGCAUGCCGACGCUCCGCCUGGAGGACAUCGGCGCGCGCGCGGGGCUGCGGGCGGAGGCGCUGGGCGGCACCACGCCCGCGCUGCUGUUCGUCAACGCGCUCUGCAAGGUGCUCGCGCUCGACCGGGACCUGGAAGACGAGGUGACGUUGCUGCGCCGCAACCUGCUGCGGCUGGUGGGCGUGGGCGAGUGGAGCGGCGCGGCGGAGUGGCGCGAGCCGUGCGCGUCGUGCGUGCUGGGCGAGGUCAUCUGCAAGGUGUGCAACCACUGCCGCGACCUCGACCUGUGCCGCGACGCGCACACGGACGACUCCGACCCUCCCGUCUGCUUGUGUCCGACCUGCGGUACCGCGUAUGAGAACCAGGAGCUGGAAUGGAGAUUGAUCGAAACACUGAACAGGCGCGCAAUGUCAUAUACCUUACAAGACCUGGUCUGCUCUCGAUGCCAUCAGGUGAAACGCGAAAACUUAUCGUCAGUUUGCGACUGCGCGGGCGAAUUCGCAUUAAUGGUGCCCGUUAAAGAAAUCCACUCACAACUGGCUACAUUUAAGACUAUCGCCGAAUAUUACAAGAUGCCUUUACUAAUGGAACUGAUUGAAUUUAAUUUGAAUAAUAUGUGAUAUGUAGUUUAAUAAUGUAUUAUUAAUAUAGAAAU